This is a messenger RNA of Amborella trichopoda, 2236 nucleotides long. It is a transcript of the gene RLP51, whose product is annotated as receptor like protein 51. Lineage: Eukaryota; Viridiplantae; Streptophyta; Magnoliopsida; Amborellales; Amborellaceae. The record is from RefSeq and is a predicted model, not a curated record. Gene Ontology annotation, molecular function: protein binding.
UAUCUAUAAAGUUAUAGGCAUUUCAUCAUUUUUCAUCAAGAAAAACGGUACCCUGAAAUUUUUCUUUCAUCAAUAACUGGACAACUGUUUCAGAAAGAAGCAGUGAGUAAAUCCUUUCGGCAAUCCACACACCAAGCCCUUUCCCCUCUCUCUCUCUCUACCCUUUCUCUCUCUAGCAGCUAAAGUGACUCUCUCUCUAGCCAGUGAACUUCAGUACUCUCCCACUCUCUCUCUCUACAGCGAAGGACAAGUGUGUCUCUGAGCAGGUCGGAAUCUCUCCUUCAUCCUUAAUGGAACCCAACUCCGCAUCCUCUCUCCUCUUUCUAUUCCUAAUUUCUCUCUCUACUCCUGUCCUUUCCGACCACAUUUCCGGCAACAUUUCCGGCAAACCCCACCUCUCUGCUCCUUCUCCGGCCUUGGCUCCUCUCCCUGCAACUCACCCUCUCCCUAAAACUCCUCCCUCUUCUUCUCCCUCUUCUUCACCUCUCCCUAAAACUCCUCCCCCUUCUUCUCCCUCUUCUUCACCUCUCCCUAAAACUCCUCCCUCUUCUUCUUCACCUCUCCCUAAAACUCCUUCCUCUUCUUCUUCCCCAUUAGACCCAAAGCAACUCAUUGCUCUCGAAUCUCUAGACAUUCCUCUCUCUAAAGACCCUUGCUCGCAGACCUCACCUCAAAACCUCACUCUUUGCAAUGGUGAAAAGCCCUUCAGGCACCUCAUCUCUCUAAAACUCAUCAACUGCUCAGAUGACUUUCAGAUAUCCCAAACCGCCAUUAAAGCUCUGAGUACUCUUCAGUCCUUGUCCUUUAUGAACUGCCCUAUAGACCUCAUUAAGCUUCCUCCUGAUCUUGCUUCAAAUCUGAGAUCUUUUGUCUGUGUGAACAGUAUGAAAAAGCUCACAGGUGUUUGGCUUAGCAAAAUGGGUAAUCUUACUGAGCUUACAGUGAAGGAUGUCACUGUAAAUGCAAGUGGGGCUUCGAUAAUUCUUGCAAAAAUGAAGGAAAUUAAGGUAGUAAGUAUAUCUGGUACAAAUCUCACUGGUAUUCUCCCUAGAAAAUGGCACCCAAAUGUCACAGAGAUUGAUCUUUCAGGCAAUAGAAUCAAGGGUCCAAUCCCUGCUUCAAUGGUUCAUUUGGGUGAUCUCAAGCUCCUGAAUCUCAGCUCAAAUAGGCUCUCUGGCUCCAUCCCGAUAUCCAUUGGUGAUAUGAUAAUGCUGAGGAACCUCUCUCUAGCUUUGAAUUCUCUGUCAGGGCCGAUACCUGAAUCCAUGGCUGAGAUCCCAUCUCUGGUUCACCUUGAUCUAAGCAAUAACCAGUUUAAUGGCUCGGUGCCUCAUUUUUUAACAGAGAUGAAGAGCUUGAAGUACCUGAACCUUGAGAACAAUAAUUUUCAGGGCCCCAUUCCAUUUAACUCUAGUUUUAUCAAGAAACUGGUUGUGUUCAAGGUUGGUGGGAAUUCAAACUUGUGCUACAAUCACUCCAUUGUUUCUUCAAAGCUCAAGCUUGGAAUAGCGCAAUGUGAUAGCUCUGGUUUACCUAUUACUCCUCCUGAAUCUGCAUCAGAAGCUCCAUCUUCUUCUCAAAACGAUGACACUUCGGACGAUGAUUCAGAUGUCACUGACCAUACUACACAUCAUCAUCAUGGACCUAACACCAUUGUUCUUGUAGUGGUUAUUGGGUUAUGUUCCAUUAUUUUCCUCAUAAUUUUCUGCGUUUUGCUAUCAAAGUGGUGUUCAUGAAAAUUGGUUUCUAUAUAUUUACAUGGUUCCUGCAAUUAAAAUUGGGGAAAUGGUGCAGCUGAAGGAUUAUGGGCUUCUUUUGCAUUAGAGUUGCAGGCAUAGAAAAUGAGCUUUUUGGGUUUUUUUUUUUGGCUGUAAUUGAGGUGGGGUUUCUCUUUUAUGCAUUGUUUGUGAAUCGAACUUCUAUUUGUUUCUCUCUCAUUUCAUUGCUUUUUUUUCAAAUUUUAGAGAGAGAAACACAGUUUUUAAGCUUCUUCAUUUGAUUGGAAGGGAAAGGGGAAAGGGGUUUCCUUGGUUUAGCUGAGAGUAUAGUGUGAAACUGCAAAAGGCUUACAGGUUCUCUGUUCCUCUGGUUUUAUCCAUUUUUGGGGACAUUUUUAUGGUGGAUCUGUUUUCUCUGUUUUUACCCUCAACAGUUUUGUUGUGGAUGUAUAUUACACAAUAUAUUCAAUGUAUCGGGUACUUUGUGAUGAAGGAUUCUGCAAAUGAAUAUGAUGGCC